Neohortaea acidophila is the source of this 1428-nucleotide messenger RNA. RefSeq lists its product as uncharacterized. Lineage: Eukaryota; Fungi; Ascomycota; Dothideomycetes; Mycosphaerellales; Teratosphaeriaceae. Bases 59 to 1279 code for a protein of 406 amino acids. The record is from RefSeq and is a predicted model, not a curated record. The transcript is spliced from 3 exons.
CUUGCUAGGUAUUUUGUUCUUUCUUUUCGUCACUUUCAAUCCAUCAUCCACUGGCAAAAUGAAGUUCACUCUUGCCGCAGCUACCGCCAUUCUCGCGACCGUCGCGUCGGCGAAGAACUGCAAGAACGUUACUAUCCCCAUCACCGCCUCUGCGCGAAAUGGUGUCUUUAACGCCACGAUUCCGACCACGGAAAUCGAAAUUACCGACCUCAUCCUGAACCUCGCCCAGCAGGGCGCCAACUACUCAGCGGCAACCCUAACUGGCUACGAGACUGUCACCGGCAACUUCGACAUCGCCGCCACCUACUGCGAGCCCGACGCCGGCCAAUCGAGCGCCCUCCAGAUCCUGACCCACGGCAUCGGCUUUGACCGCUCCUACUGGGAUCUGCCCUUCAACAACUACAACUACAGCUAUGUCAACGAGGCCGUCGACCAAUACGGAUUCUCCACAUUCUCCUAUGACCGUCUGGGCAUCGGCCAGAGCUCGCACGGCAACCCUCUCACCCAGAUUCAGGCCUACCUGGAAGUGAAUGCCCUCUACCAGCUGACCAAGAAGUUGGAGGCGGGCUCCAUUCCCGGCAUCCCCGGCGGCUUCGAAGUUGUCUCCCACGCCGGCCACUCGUUCGGCUCGCAACACACCUACCUGCUGACCGCCAUGUACCCCAACAUCUCCAAAUGCAUCUCCCUCACCGGCUUCAGCCAAAACGGUUCCUUCGUUGCCGACUUUGAGUUCGCCGCAAACCUGGUCCAGGCCAACACCGUUUCAGCAUUGAGCUCGUACCCUGACGGUUACUUUGCCAAUGCGAACAUGCAAUCCGUGCAAUACGACUUCUUCAGCCCGGGCGACUUUGACCCCAACAUCCUCACCUACGCCUACAUGAACGGCCAGCCCGUGACCAUUGGCGAGCUGUUGACCAUCGGCGGAGAGAUUGCCGUUCCAAACACCUUCCCCGGCGCUGUGCACAUCGUGACAGGUGGCCGAGACGUCCCGUACUGCGGAGGAAACUGCCUCGCAGCACCGACCGGCUACCCCAACAUCCCCAGCACGUCGAAGAAGUACUUCACCGAUGCCAGCGUGUUCAACGUGACCAUCAUCCCCGGCGCCGGCCACGGUCUGAAUCUCGAGUACGACCACCCCACCACCUACGCCAGCGUGCUCAACUUCUUGCUCCAAAACGGCUGUGGUCCUAGCGGCUCUACCACCAACAGCACCAGCACUGGUAGCUACGGCGGUAGUGGUAGCACCAGCACCGGCAGCUCUUGGCCGUCAUCGAAGUAAAAGGAUGAAUAGUUGCUCUACCCGUGGAGGAAAAACGUGUGGAAACAAAGAAUAAUAGGAAUAAUUGGAUACCCUUUCAUACGGAAUAUUGCAAGCAUUAGCCGUACACGAGAACACAUGAAGCUGUAAUACUACAUCGAACAUCGAAG